AUGAAGCCGAAAAUCAAAUUUUUGGCCAUUUUUUCGCUUUUUCUGGCCAUAAUCGAAGCUUCAGUGACACAAUCGUCGAGGAUAGCAUCUGUGUUCAAGUAUCAAUGUCCAGAAAGGUUGGUUUUAAAGUUUUAUUGUUUGUUUUUCAACGAUUUUAGGUAACAAUCUGGGAAUUUGUUUAGAUUUUUUGAAUUUUUAGGUAACAAAACUUCAUUUUUGAAGCAUUUUAUUUAAUUUAGGUAUGAAAAAGUUUAUUUUAAAUUGUUUUGCAGCUGUAUAAAUAUACGUUUCGGCAGUUUUUGAAAAAUAAUUGAUAAAAACAGAUAAAAAAUUUUAGGUAACAAACUUUUGUUUUUUUUUAAAAUUGCGGUUUUGUGUAGAUUUUCAAGGUAAAACAGUAUAAAACAUCGUGUGCCGUUCUUCUGAAUCAUGCCACCGUUUUUUUCAUUGUUUCGAUCGCAAAAUAAUAAUCAUGAGUAAGAUCGGCGGAUGAGUCGCAAUUUUCAUUAGGUACGAAAAUUUUUGACAAAAUUUGCAUACAACAUUAGAGAUGACAUUUUGAAGGUUUUUUACUCUUAUUAGGUCUUUUUGAAGGUUAGUUUUGUUAAUCAUUGUGAUUUUUUGGGUUAAAGGUUUAUAUUGAGUAGUAGUGACAAAAAUUUAAAUUUAAAAGUUUUGUGACAAAGUAUGACAAAUUUGAUUAACAAUAGUUAAAAAGGGUUUGAUUUUGCACCUUUGUGUUUAUUUUUGUCAAUUUACGUCUGUUUAUUACCGAGCUAUAAACAAAAUACUGUAACAGUAGGAAGUUUUAUAUAUUUUUGGGAAAGUAGGACAACGCAAACCUCAAUGUUUUAAUACAAAUAACAUACGUAGAACAGUAAAUUACAGUAUCCAACCUAUAAGUCCCUUUUAAAGUUAUAAAUCACAGUAGCAACACGUCUAAUCCCAUCUUACGCUACCUUUGCAAGGCCUAUAAGUGUAAUGUCUAUGUUGCGCAAGCCUUUUGAAUUCGGAUUCAUGCAAAUCCGGGCCAACUAAAUCCACUCUCAAUUACCCGUUUUUGAAGGCAUGCCGCCUAUUUUUAUGCAAAUCAGGCGAGUCACUUGAAAAACGACUAGACCCCCAAUUGACAAAUCAAAGGCCGAACAUCAAGAGCGAAUGGCUUGAGUGGGCUUUGAUUUCAUUCAAAUUUGAGGCCAUUUUUAAUGUUACUGGUGGGAGUGAAUGUUUGAAAAAGGUUGGAAAAUGAGUAUAAUAUAUUAUUAGGUUAGCUAAAACAACAUAACUAUAUGUAGUACGUUUAAAAAUGGCAUUUAGUGCAAAAAAACGUAAAGUUUUAGGGUUUUUUGGCUAGAGCUAGGCGAAAAAAAAUUAAGUUUUUGCCAUUUUUUUAAUUAAAAAUUUUACGUAUUUUACUUUUUUUCUAUUACAAAAAGCCUAGUAUUUACUGUGAACUACAAUUGUUUUUGAUACCGCAUUUAAAAAUGGCUGUUUUUCUUGAUUUUUUGCAAAAAUGUUUGCAAUUUUUUCCAAAUUUUUAGCCAAAUCGAAACUUUUUACCUCAAAAACAAUAGACUUCUACAAUAGUUUGCCCCUAAUAAAUGCCUUGGUAUCUGUUGUCUGUAUGCCUUAGUAUCUGUUGUCUAUAUACUCAUCGGUUCGGAGACGAACAGGUGGAUUUCACGGUCGGUUUGAGCCGAAAUCAACCGUUAAUGCCUAUUAAUUUCGUCGAAUUUUCUGACAAUUUAACGCAUAAAUUAGCGAAACGCCUAAUUUGGUAUGGAAAUGGCGGGAAAUUGGAUAUACUAGGUUAUGGGGAGAGGCAUAUACAUCUCUGCGUAGCUAUCUUACAGUAACUUUUUAUGGAAUUUACUUUGGAAUAUUAUAUUACUUGCCAUUGCACUUGAAGUCUAUUAUAAUACGAUAAUGACCCUAGUUUUAAGCUUUGACACUAGUGCCAAACUAAUGUAACAUAACACAAAAAACUUCAAGUUUCAAGUGUAAUAUACCACUGAAGUCGCAUGAAACAUAUAACAGAACCAAGUGGUUGUUGUGAUGUAAUCCGUCUCUUUGUCCGUCUCCAAUCUGUUCAAAGUUCCCAGCUCUCUAUUAUAAUAUAGGGAACGCAGCGUGAGAUGCGCAUGAAAUGUUUAGUCAAACAAAUUGACCGGAUUUUGAAUAAAUUAACGACUGUCUGCGUAAUUUGCCUAUUUGGACUUGGAUUUUAAAGAUUUGAACAUAAAAGUGAAAAGUCUGAUCUAAAAUAUUGCUUUAGGUUGAGGUGCCUAGGUUAAGAUUGUAGCUUCAUAUCUGGCAAAGUUGACAAUAUUUUGGCAUAAAAUUCUAAGAGUAGUUAAAAAUAAGCAUAAUUAUUUUAAUUUUGACAGGAAUUAGCCUAAGGCAUUAUAGUUUUAAAAAUAUGGCUCAAAGAAUGCUGAAACCACCAGCUGUCUUGUAUAAUAUCAGAAGCUCAUAUCUGGCCGAAUUGACAAUAUUUUUGAACAAAACGUUUAGAGUAGGUGUAACUGUGUAAUGGUAACCUCAUUUUAAAAGGAUUUUGCCAUAUUAUCAUUAGGUUUCUUAAAAUGCUUAAAAAAGUUUGGCCUGUUCAGCAGGUACCAAGUGUAAUAUCGAAAUUGUUUUGUACUAUAAAAUAAAAUUAAUUUUUAAAAAUUUUAUGUUUGAAUUAGCUAAACUAAUGUCUUAGCCACAUAUCACUAAAAGCUCUAUAAGCUAAAAUGGCACUAGACAUACUAUUACAAGGCUAAAUAGUGGUCAUCUUACCAAAAAGUGUAGUAUAACAUAAGAAUCUUUCUCCGUUUCUCAAUUCCCGGUGCCUUUUCGUUAAUCUUGGAAACAUUUCUGUGGCUCUAAAAGGUUCUAUUGUCUUAUGUUAGGGUUCCUUUUUUUGUUCAGUUCGACCUUGACUUAAUAUCUUGAGUAAUAUCGAGAACGCGAGACUAUAACAUAAUGGAAUGUAAAAUGGGGCGAACUAGGGAAAAGGAAAUGUAAAAUACGUUGUAUGGCGUUAGUAUUACUAAAAUUGGUUUUCAAAAACUGUAAACAAAAAUUGAAUUUUAUUUUCCCUUAAGGCAUUUUAGGCCUAAAAAUCGCCUUUUAAUGCCGAUAGAAUCAUAUUUUAAAGUGCUUAGGCCUUCUUUUUCAUAAAAAUGGUCGUUUUUUUUAAUUUUCAAAUUUACGGCCCAAAAAACAGUUGCCAAUGACCUAUGUUAUCAGCGUUCAUCGACUUGUAAUUUCAUUACCAGUGCUUUUGGAAGCCGGCGCCGCUGACAUUUUUGCGACCACCGUUGUAAUACGCGCAGAAGAACUUGUCGGCACCGGUGUUUGGAGACACCAAAUUAACCCAUUAUAAGGUCUAAUAGGUCAGAGGUGUGUAUUAUGCAACUCUUUUUGUUUUAUGCUAAUUUGACGGAGAUUCGGCUAAUUAUAGGGCAGACUGGAGGAGUUUUCGCUCGUUUUUGGGGGUUUAGUUGGGAAAAAGUUUGGAAAACUUGACUUUCUUGGGUGUACCAAAUUCUUUUUUUAAUUUCAAGACAACUUACAGUAACCUACAGUACUUUUUAAAAGAAGUUACAGCAAUUUAAAUUCCAGUAAAUGACCAAAAAUGAGCAUUUUUUAAGCUUCGCAGCUAGUCUUUACCUCAAAACUGGAAUAUCAUCUUUCAUAUCGUCCUAAUCUUACGUUAAACAGCUUUUUAUGAUCCUUCGGCAGCUUCUUAUUUUCAUGCAAUAGCUUCUUAUUACCCCUUUAUUUUAUUAUUCUAUUAUAUUCAGCUGUAGGCUAGCCGUUAUAAUCCCAUAAGAUUAGGUUAUGCAAUAAAGACCAAGUGUUCCUCGAAUUUUCUCACAUAAAGAAAACGCUCCGAGUGCACUUGAGAAUUGCGCGGUGUUGGAGAAAAUAUUAAAGACGCGAUAUUACACAUAAAUGAAAUGAAAAAUAACAUUAAAAUUUUUUUAAAAGUUUUUUAAUAAAAAUAUAUUUCACUCUAUAUACGUACUUAAAAUAAGCUUUACAUAUUAUUUUCAACACAACAACAAUUUUAAAAUACUUAAAAACAACUAAAUUUGGUCUUUUUCUUCAACCGGAUUCGAACCACACCGAAAUAAUCAAGCGCACAGUUGCUUAACUUGCCAGAUCGGACGAGAACGCAUUUUCUCACUGUUCUACAAAAGCCUUCUCUUGUUUUCUCGGCCAAUUUUGAUUCCGCUGUCUUUUUGUCUUAUUGGAUUUUGUGGAUCAGAAGUAAAACGCGGUCUCGUCCGAACUGGCAAGUUAAGCAACGGUGCGCUUGAUUACUUUGGCUAGGUUCGAAUCCAGUUGAUUAAAACAAGUGAAAAUAAAACGGACAUUGUAGGUUUUGUAUUUCAAAGGGUAAAAAUAGUCUAGAAAAUGUAAAAUACGGGCUUUCUAAUUUAAGUGUAUUUAGAAAUGGCAUUAAAACACAAAAAAAUCUUAUUUUUGCGAAAAAUUACUUAAAACAAUAUUGUAAACACUCUGGAUUGCAUUAAAAAUCAAACUAAAUUUAACUUUUAUGUAAAAUACGGUUUUUUUUUUAUUUUGUUUGGAAAUAAAUAAUUUCAUUUUAGCUGCCUCUGUGUACCAGAUGUACUCGACGUGGAGCUACUGAUAAUAUCAUGCAAAUGGCCGACGAUACAGAAUGAAUAUUUGGAAAAGUUUCCUAGAAACGCGACCAAGUCUCUGAGUAUCAAUUGUAACGACCGGUCGAAGAGCCAGUUGUUAGCUGGGGCUUUUGAAGGUUUUGGAGAGUUGAAGGAGCUUAGGAUAUCGGUAAGGGUUUUAAAUUUUUUGAAAUUUCUUGGGUUUGCAAAUGAAAAUGAGUAAAAUACGAAGCUGUCUGUGGUUUUUCGAAAAGGUUUGAAGUUAUGUUAAGGUCAAAAACAUCUAUUUUGUAUCAGUAUGAUAUCAAAAACCUAAUAUUUUCUUAAAUGUUUGCUUUUUCUAGCCAAGUUCUUUAACAAGUUUUAACAAAAAGUAAAUUUGCAAGGUCCGCUAGACCUUAAAACACACUAAUUUUAAAAAAUUUCAGAACUGCAAUUUUGAAGAACUGACUUCUGACUCAUUUUCUGGACUUCAAAGCCUAAAAAACCUUCAUAUUAGUGACUUUGGAGCCACGAAGUUUGACAAAAACGUCUUCAAUGAUGUCAAAACAAUUGAUAAGUUGUCAUUGAUAGAUGGCGAAAUCAAGGACAUGCCAGAAGGAAUGUUAUGUGGACUCAAAAAUUUACAGGUAAUAGGGUGGGAGUUGGUAAAAUACGAAUUUUGUUUUUUUUAAGGAGGAUUUUUAAAAGUUUUUUUUUGUUUUAAAAUUAAAAAAAAAUCGGUUUUGAUAGUUUCUAUGUUAGAAAAAUUGACUUUAUAUACGUUUAGUAAUUUAAAAAUGGCAGUUUUUAAGUGCAAAAUGAAAAAUACGAGUAGGUUGGGACAUUGCAAAAAUUCCAAUUUAGUCUAAUGAACGUAGAAGCCGGAGGGAUAAAACUUAUUAAAACGCGACGCAAAUUCCAGUAAUUUCAACGGAAACGCAAUUUAGGCUUAUUAAAAUUUUUUUAAAUUUUGAAGUUCAAAAAAAUUAAUUUCUAAGUUUUGAAGCUAAAUUUAAAUUCCUUUCAGAUAUUAUCAGUAUCAGGCAACAAACUAUCCGAUAUCAAGCUAGGCCUUGACGAUGAUUGUCCACUAGAGCAUCUGAUACUACUUGAUGUAUCUAAGAACCAGAUUCGUCAAAUCGACUCAAAAGAUCUUAUUGCCUUCCCAGUGAUACGACAACUGAGUGCUGUACAGAAUGGACUUGAUGAGAUUGCUGCUGAUGCCUUUUCAUUCACGAAGUUGCUGCAACAUUUGGACUUGGAAGGGAAUUUGAUUAAAACACUUCCAGUUUUACCAGGUAUGAUUUUUGGUUAUUUUAAAAUGUUUUUGGGGAUUUUCGAAUGAGACUAAUGUUUUGGGAAGUUUUUAAAAGUUUUUUUUGUAUUUUGAUUUUUUGGCAAAAUUUUUAAUUUUAUUAAUUUUCACUUAAGAACUUUUUUAUACUGCUUAUUUCAUCGUAUUUUACAUUUUUAAACUUCUUUUACUAUUUUCAAUUCAAAAAGCACUAUUUUAUUUACGUUUUUAUCUAUUUUGAUCAACCGGACCGAAAUAAUCAAGCGCACUGUUGCUUAACUUGCCAGUUCGGACGAGACCGCGUUUUACUUCUGAUCCACAAAAUCCAAUAAGACAAAAAGACAGCGGAAUUAAAAUUGACCGAGAAUACAAGAGAGGGCUUUUGUAGAACAGUGUAAAAACGCGUUCUCGUCCGAUCUGGCAAGUUAAGCAACGGUGCGCUUGAUUAUUUUGUCAGGGUUCGAAUCCGGUUGAAGAAAAUGUCCAAAAUUAGUUAUUUUAAAGUAUUUUAUGGUAAUUUUUGUAUUAGAAAUAAUAAGUGGAGCUUAUUUUGAGUAAAAUACGGUUUCUUCUACGUGUUUCUUUAAAUUCUUAUAUUUUAAAAUGGCAUUUUACACAAAAAAAAUUAAAGAUUUAAAUUUAAAAAACUUUUUUUUACUUUUUUUUAAUACUUUCAAAAUUCAGAAUCCCUACUAUACCUAAAUUUGGCUGACAAUCGACUAGAGACUAUUCCGGUUACUGUAGCAAACCUGGAGAAUUUGGUAUCACUGAACUUGUCACACAACGAAAUUGACAUGAAAACGCCAUUCUUAUUGUUCAGUCAAGUGAUUGAGAUCCUGGACUUUAGCUACAAUCGAUUCACAACUUUGCCUACACCAAUAUUCGACCGGUCGGUUGACACUUUGAAGACCUUGGUUCUAAGUGGCAACGAAUUGAAUAGCCUUGAGAUUGGAGCUUUUGGAAAUUACAGUAGACUUCAGAUGGUAGGUUGGAAAGAAAAAUGUAUUUUAUUGGCGUGGUGGGGUAAUUUGCUACCUAAAAAUCAAAGAGAUUUGAUAAAAAGGCAUUUUAGUUAGUAAAAUUUGUUUAGAAAAUGAUUUUUGUUACCUAAAAUUGGGAAAAAUGAAAGUUUAGCGAUUGUAAACAUCGACCGGUCGUAAAAUACGGAGGUCAGUAAAUCGGCGGAACACAUGCCCCUUUUAUGGCCAUAAUUGCCACAAAAUUACGCAAGCUUUUAUGGAUGUUACGAUAAAGAAUGGCAUGUUUUUUCUAAAAUUUCAAAAAUAAAAUUUUUUUUAGAAAUUAAAAAAAUUUUUGUAGAAUACGUGUCAUUCUGAUAUAUGUACUUAAAAAAUUAAAGCAAAUUUUCAAAUUUCAAAAAAUUAAAUUUUAAAAUUUCAGCUCGACCUCUCCAACAAUCAUCUAAAAUCCUUACCUGAAGGCGUCUUUGAAGGCUUGUCAGAACUGGUCGACCUAAAGAUAGUCAACAACUCCAUCUACCACAUCGAUGUCGAAGUUUUCAAACCAUUGGCCGAAAAGUUGCAAUACCUGGACAUGAGCGACAACAAGUUGUCCGAGUUGCCAAUGGCCGUGGGGCGCCUGAAGUCAGUCAGACAUUUGUAUUUCGACUCAAAUCUCAUUCGAAAAACCUACAAGUUUGUGUUAAACAAAAUGGCACACUUGGCCAAGCUCUCGUUGGCCCACAAUCAACUGAAUUCGAUCGAGAACUACGUUUUCUCGGACUGUUCCAAGCUAAACGAGCUGAACUUGAAGAACAACAAGAUUGAUCUACUGAAUUUGGACAGUUUUAAUAAGAACCCAAUGUUGAGGACAUUGGAUCUGUCACAGAAUGAACUGACAGAGCUGAGAGGAUCAGUCAAAAGCUUGAAGUCAUUGAGGAAUCUGAAUUUAAACAGUAACUUGUUCAGUUUGUUGGAUUGGAAUGAACUGCCAGAGAAUCUGGUACAGCUUCAGGUAGGAUCAUAUUUUUUGUUUGCUUACAUAGUUUUGUGCCCUAUAAUGUUUAGAAAAUCGAUUUUAAGCGUCAAAUUUUAUUGUUAGGGUUAGGACAUAGAUGGGUAGGUCAAAGGGGGUAGGGUAGAUUAGGGUCAAGUAAGUAGGGAUAGAUUUGGGGGCGUCUUGAAUAUGAAAAAGGAAUGAAAAAUGUAAUUUUAGGUAAUAUUUGUAUCUUGAAUAUUAAAAACUAUGUGUCACGACUUCAAUUUCGUUAUAACUGGUUUUUCCCACUAAAAACCACCUCAUUUUAGGUAUCAGACAAUCGAAUCGCUCUCUUAUCAGCCGCUACAAAGUCAAAAGUCCGCAAACUAGACCUCCAAAACAAUGAAAUUACAGUACUCCUAACAGAUCAGCUUCCAAAUGAGUUGGAGUUUCUGAACAUGAGUUCAAAUCGACUGUCCAACUUGAACAACAACACCUUUUCUCGUCAACCUCACCUAAAACAAGUUGAUUUGAGACGAAAUCAGCUAAAGUCGUUUAAUCAACAAAGUUUCCCAUUGAAUGCUGGCCUUCUGAAGCUGUACUUGAGUGGCAAUCUACUAGAAUGUAACUGUGAGACUGGCUGGUGGAGGAGUGCUGAGCCUAAGAGUUCUUCUCCUGUUCAGUUGAUGGACUAUAAGAAGAUUGAGUGCGUGGUUCAGGCUAGUCAGGUGAGGAUUUUGAAGCGGAAUUUGAUUUUUUUGGGUUGAAAAGACAUAAAAUUGAAAAAAAAAUAAUUUUUCUAAUUUUAAAUUUUUUUUAAAUUUUAAAAUUUUUUAAAAAUUCAAUUUUUCAGGCCAAGAAGCUCUUGUCCAACACAAAACCAGACGACUUUGUCUGUGGCUACGACGAGAUCUGUGAGCCCAAUUGUGUUUGUUGCCAAUUCUCAUCCUGUGACUGUAAAUCUAAAUGCCCUAAGGGCUGUGACUGUUUCCAUGAUGCCGACUUCAGGACCAACAUUGUGAAUUGUCAAGCGAAUGCGACAAAACAAGUCAAGUUGGAGAUAAGAGAGUUGCCAAUGCAUGCUACGCAUAUUAGACUGAAUGGACUGGAGCUGCAUACUCUGAAAAGCAGAGACUUGACUGGCCGAGCUCAUCUACAAGAGUUGAGGAUCAAUAACACUGGAUUGAGGGAGAUUCAGUCAUUGGCGUUUAAUACAUUGCCUAGUUUGAAGGUGAGGUUUGUUGAUGUGGGGUACUAUAAAAUAAGACAGGGUAGAAUGAAAUAGUGGUGAGACUUGAAUAAGACAAGAGUAGGGUAAGGUUGGAUAGGUUAGGGCAGGCUGAAGUAGAGGUAAUAGGCUUCAGUGGAAUUAAAGACAGAUAUGGCAGGGUAGGUGGGGGUAAGGUAGGACUAUCAUCGGUAAUGGCAAGGUAAGAUAAUAUAAACAUGAGGUAAGGCAGGCUAGGGACAAUCUUUCUGAUAGGUUUAGGUAAAGCAAAGUAAGGAAUUAUAAAUAGGUAGGGUAGUGGUAGCGUAGAGUAGGGUAGGGUAGAGUAUGGUAGGGUAGGGUAGGGUACGGUAGGGUAGGGUAUGGUAGGGUAGGGUAUUCAAAACACACCUAAUAUUCAAAUUUUUAGACCCUUGCCUUAACCCACAACAAUCUUCACAAGCUGGAGCCAAAGAUUGCCCUAAAGACCGGUCGGGUGGAGCACCUAGAUCUUUCUCACAACCAUCUCCACCACUUGUCUAAAGACCUUUUAGAAACAUUCCCAAACCUGAAACAACUUUAUUUACACUCCAACUCCUUCACUUCCAUACCCGAACUGGUACUUGCAAUAGUGCCGGAACGACUAAAAGGAAUCCAGUUGGGCCAAAACCCAUUUAAAUGCGACUGUAGCCCGGAUACUGUAACAUACAAUGCCCAAUCGUAUGUUCAACAACAUACGAACAUUAUCGAGGAUUUGAGUACGGUACUGUGUGUUGAGAAUGUCACCAAUGCCUUCCUGAACAACGAAACUCACGCCCUAUCGAGCCAUGCGCCUAACGUGGGGGAGGAUCUGUAUGUCAUGCCCAUGAUGACAUUCUUAUCCACUGCCAAUACCACCAUGUGCCGGAAGACUCAUCAUGGUAUCUUUGGCGGUGGUGUGUUCUACAAUUUGUUCUUGAUCGUAUUGACUGUCAUUUUUAUUGCUAUGGCGUUAUGUGGUAUCAUGUACAUGGCUGUAGCACUCCUGAAGAAGGACCAACAUAGGUACAAGAAGGCACCGAUCAGCAUGAACAGUAGCACGUUGACACCGCACGGUGGAUUCUCACCUCAGCCUUUGAUCACUUUCGAUUUGUUCAUCAGUUACUCGAAAAGGGAUGAACAGUUUGUUAAGGAAAGGCUUUGCAAGUAAGUUAUUUUAAUGUUUUAUAAGUAAAGUUAGGUUACUUUGGAAGUAAAAGUGAGUUUUAUAUCUGAUUUAUAGAUAUCUUGAUUGUAAAUAUAGCUGAAUACCGAUUUUUGAGCUAAUAUAUAAUAUAAUUUUAUAUUUAAUACUAAUUUUGGUGAUUUAAACCCGCUUUUAAUGAUUUAAAAAGGUUUAUUGAAAAUCAGGGUUUUCGUGGUGGGACUCAAAAUAUUUGCAAAAGUUAAAAAAAACAAUUUUUAUUAAUUAUGGCUUUAAUGUUGAAUUUUUAAACGAAUUUUUAAGCUUGUCAUUUGAAAAAAUGAAACACAGGGUUUUCGUGGUGGGACCUAAAAAUCUUUCUUUCAAAUCCAAUUUUUUAUACUUUUUUAGUUGCCUAUCUUUAAUAAAGUACUUACAACUAAUUUUAGCACACUUCACGCUCACGACUACUCAAUGUGCUUUCUUCACGACGACUCUCAACCAGACACCUACAGUAGCCGACAUCAACGGAUCAGCGACGAACUGAACAAACAAAUGGGCGCUAGCCAAACUCUGAUCCUCGUUCUGACCAAAGAUUUUUUGGAGAACGAAUGGUCGACCUUGCAAAUCAGGACUAGCCAUCAGUUGUUCAGUUCGGCACAGCGAAAGGCCGAGGAACAGCGAAAAGUCAUCGUUCUCCUGGACGAAACCAUCGAUACCAACUCGGUGGACAACGAAUUGGGUCAGAUUAUGAGGCACAACACUUGUAUACCACUUCAUCAUCAACUGUUCUGGAGUUUACUAUUAGGGGCGUUGCCUAGGAGGGAUUACGGUAGUGCUGAUGGGUGCUACAAUGACAAUAAUUCGGAGACUACACAGAUCUACAGUGAUAUGUACGGGACUAUUGUGCCCAGUGAGAUUGUGUGA
Molecule: messenger RNA, 11150 nt
Organism: Bursaphelenchus okinawaensis
Lineage: Eukaryota; Metazoa; Nematoda; Chromadorea; Rhabditida; Aphelenchoididae
Source: the annotation of a GenBank genome assembly